This is a messenger RNA of Dioscorea cayenensis subsp. rotundata (Guinea yam), 1410 nucleotides long. Its product is annotated as COP9 signalosome complex subunit 6. The coding region runs from base 61 to 981 and encodes 306 amino acids. NCBI's taxonomy places the organism in Eukaryota, Viridiplantae, Streptophyta, Magnoliopsida, Dioscoreales, Dioscoreaceae. Gene Ontology annotation, molecular function: metallopeptidase activity; protein binding. The transcript is spliced from 9 exons. Gene Ontology annotation, biological process: protein deneddylation. Gene Ontology annotation, cellular component: COP9 signalosome. The record is from RefSeq and is a predicted model, not a curated record.
AGAGAGAGAGAGAGAGAGGAGCAAAGGCGAGGUUUUUCUUGGAGGUUUCGGGCGGUGAGAAUGGCGUCGUCGUCGGGCAGUGGGCUGACGUUCAAGCUCCAUCCUCUGGUGAUCGUCAACAUCUCGGAUCACCACACGCGUGUGAAGGCUCAGGGUCUGUACCACGGCGGUGGAGGCAGCGGAGGUGCUGGAGGGAGGGUCUUUGGGUGUGUAAUCGGUGUUCAGCGUGGCCGCACCGUUGAGAUAUUCAAUAGCUUUGAGAUCCUCUGUGACCCGGAAACCCACACUCUUGAUCGCCCCUUCCUCGAAAAAAAGAUGGAGCUUUAUAAGAAGGUUUUCCCAAAUUUCUAUGUUUUGGGUUGGUACUCAACAGGAAGUGAUGCUCAAGAGUCAGAUAUGCUAAUUCAUAGAGCUUUGAUGGAUAUCAAUGAAAGUCCAGUUUACGUUCUUCUAAAUCCUUCAACUAACCCUACACGGAAGGAUCUUCCAGUGACCAUCUAUGAAAGUGAGUUGCAUGUAAUUGAUGGAAUUCCUCAGCUGAUCUUUGUGAGGUCAAAUUACACCAUUGAGACUGUUGAGGCUGAAAGAAUCUCAGUUGAUCAUGUAGCACAUCUAAAGCCAUCAGAUGGAGGCUCCGCUGCAACUCAAUUGGCUGCCCAUCUCACUGGUAUACACAGUGCAAUAAAAAUGCUUAAUAGCAGAGUUAAGAUACUUCAUCAAUAUCUUGUGGCAAUGGAAAGAGGUGAUAUUCCUCUUGACAAUUCUUUGCUCAGGCAAGUUUCUAGCCUUCUCAGAAGAUUGCCUACCAUGGAGUCAGAGAAGUUUCAGGAUGAUUUUCUAAUGGAAUUUAACGACACACUGCUUAUUACAUAUCUUGCCAUGUUUACAAACUGCUCAAGUACCAUGAACGAGUUGGUCGACAAAUUUAACACAAUGUAUGACAGACAGACCAGAAGAGGAGGGAGGAUGGCAUUUAUUUAGUCACCGUCUAUUUACUAGUAGUUGAGGUGAUCAUGGUUCUUCCGUUUAGGUGUCCAAACCGGAAAUUCUUGUUGGUCAUAUUUACAGAGAAUUUUUGUUUGAUCGUCGUCUUCUCAAGAUCAAUGUCUCGUCGUGGUGCCUUCCCAAUCGGGAUUUCCGUCUUUUACUCUUGUCUAUUCAAACUUUAAUCAAAGUGAAGUGAGUUUUCAACAGAUGAUUUUGUUUAUCCUGUGACGGCAGCAGGAUCAUCUGAAAAAUUCAUCUGUCAUGCCGCGGAAACUUGUAUAUCCAACUUCAGUGUUCAUUGAUGGAGCUGAUAGAUUGUGUUAUUUUGGUUCCAUCUCAUGACAAUGCCUGCAACUUAAACAAUUUGUUUAUGAUUUCAAGGAUAGUAAAUGUGUUUUUAUGUUUGAAAGAAAUCUAAAAGAA